UUUGUGUGUUUACUUAACAAAUAACAUUCGUGACUAUAUUAUAUUAUUCAAAGCAAUAUAAUUUUUAAAAAAUUGAAUGUGUAGUUGCAUAGGAAUAAUAAAUUAAUAUUAUUUUAUGUACUUACAAAGUUUAAUAGUGAUGAGCAACAACAAAGUUUUGAUAGCUGCAGCGGGAGUCCUAGCAUGCCUUAUAGAGGAAGACGAGAAUAUUAAUCAAAAUAGAAGUAGGAAAAGAAAAAUAUGGGUCAAAACUUCUUUGAGCAAACGAUUGUUUCAUGACGUAGAAUCAAAACUUAUCGCAGAUUUAUUACUGAAUAAUGACGGAAGUUUUAAAAAUUUUACUAGAAUAUCGUGGGAUGCAUUUGAACGGUUGCAUCAUAGUAUUGAAAGCAAAAUCAAAAAAAAAAUACCCAUAUGAGAGAAUCCAUCUCAACAAAAGUAAAACUUGCAAUAACAUUACGUUUUAUUUCAAGUGGAGAGUCUUAUGUUUCUAUGGAAUAUUUAAGUAGAGUUUCGAGAUCUACAAUAUCACUUUUUGUUCCUGAAGUUAUAAAAGUUAUUUACGAACAGCUAAAAAAUAAAUAUUUAAAAAUGCCUGAUACUCAAGAUGCUUGGCAAAAAAUUGAAGAAGAGUUUUUGCAAUUAUUACAUUUUCCAAACACUAUAGGGGCAAUAGAUGGAAAGCACAUUUAUAUUCAAAACCCUCCCAAUUCUGGAUCAUACUUUUUCAACUACAAGGGUCGAUUCAGCAUUGUACUUUUAGCAAUGGUAGAUGCAAAAGGAAAUUUUUUAUAUGUCGAUGUGGGAUGCAAUGGUAGAAUAUCUGAUGGAGGUAUUUUAAAGAACUCAUCAUUGUUCAGAGCAUUGCAUGACAAAACUUUAAACUUACCCAAAGAAAAGCCUCUGCCAGGGAGAGUUAAACCUAUACCACAUGUGAUUAUAGGUGAUGAUGCAUUCGCUUUGUCCAGACAUGUUUUAAGAAGUUUUCCUAAAGCAAAAACUACUUCUAAAGAAAAAAUUUUCAAUUUUCGCCUUUCACACUGCAGAAAUGUGGUGGAGCGUACAUUUUUACGUUUAGUUUCAAGAUUUAAAAUUUUCAAUCAACCGAUCGACUUAAAAUUAGAAAAUAUUGAAAACAUUGUAUUGGCUACUUGUGUUUUACACAAUUUUUUGAAUUCCCACGAUUCGCCUAUUGGAGCCAUAAAUUCUUGUAAUGAAAACAACUCAUUAAGCAAUAUUUCUCUACAAGGAAGCAACCGUAGCUCACAGGAAGCAAGUGAAAUUAAAAGUGAAUUUGCAGAUUACUUCAUGAAUGAAGGAGCUGUUGACUUUCAAUGGCACAUAUUGUCUUGAAUUUAGAGUUGGAAAUUAAAACUAAAAAUUUAAAAUUUAUUUAAAAUUUAUUUAAAAUUUUGUAAUAAAAAACUAAAUGUUUUAAUUUUGUUUUUUUAUGUAAGUUGUCUUUAGAAUUGUAUAGAUAUACACAUGUACAGGCACGGUUAACAAUACAUAUUAUAAAUUCUAUCAGAGAAUCAUGAGUGUUUGUAAUGUUUAAACUAGCAAUAAAAAAUCAUUUGAAAAAAGGAAGACUUACAUUUGAUACACUAGCUCUUGGCGUUAUGCAAUCUUUUAAGAAAAGCAUUUCAUCAUACCAAUAAAUCUGUGGAACAUAAAUGUCUUCUACGCCAGCUCCACUUCUUUUAGAAUCUUCACACUAAAACCAAAUAACGUGUACACAAAAGCGUGGACAAAAAAGCACAUAAAAUUAUAAUAUACCU
This is a messenger RNA of Condylostylus longicornis, 1778 nucleotides long. Its product is annotated as putative nuclease HARBI1. NCBI's taxonomy places the organism in Eukaryota, Metazoa, Arthropoda, Insecta, Diptera, Dolichopodidae. The transcript has 3 exons. Bases 415 to 1353 code for a protein of 312 amino acids. The record is from RefSeq and is a predicted model, not a curated record.